AUGGCCGAGUUCAACGCCCGGGCUGAAGCCCUCGUGCCCAAGUUCCAGCUGGAACGCGUCCUCAACCAAGACCAGGCGGGCAGACGGACAUCCAUGUACGGCACCAUCGACAAAGAGCCCGCGCUUCUCGUCGUCGAACGUGCCCCGUUCCCUACAUCCGACAAGUAUCUCGGCCGGAUCCCGUCCUCCCUCGCUAGACUAAAGAACCUCGGCGCCAACGACAUAUACAGCUGGAGCAUGGCACGGACAGGCAGCGACGACGAAGAGGAGUCCAACAAGGAAAAAGCAGGCUUCUUUGCCGAUUUAAAAAUCAACUUGAUCUACCCAUGCACAGAGACACAUGUUAAAAAGUACAGCAAGCAACACGUUCGAUUUGUUACGGAAACGCCAGAGAUAUAUAGAGACAGUAUUAGACCGUACAUGCAGAGCAAGCGAGACCAAGGAAGACUAAACUGGGUAUUCAACAUUAUCGAGGGUCGAAAGGAAGUAGAAGACGUCAUUUAUAGAACGAAGCUGGGGGAAGCGGGCGACGAGGGCUUCCUCCUCCUGCCCGACCUAAACUGGGACCGUAGCACGCUAGAAGCGCUGCACCUUCUGGCGAUUGUGGAACGGCGCGACAUUUGGUCCCUGCGAGACCUAAAGAAGAAGCAUAUCCCUUGGCUGGAGCACAUGAAGAACAAGCUCAUCUCCGCCACCGUCAAGACGUAUCCAUCCAUCGAACCGGACCAGCUGAAGCUCUACGUGCACUACCAGCCCACGUACUACCACUUUCACAUUCAUAUUGUCCAUGUUGCGCUCGAGGCUGGCGCCACUCAGGCGACGGGCAAGGCUUUCGGGCUCGAUGUGGUUAUAGAGAUGCUCAAGGUCAUGGCUGGGGAUGAAGAGGCAGGGAUGGAUGCUGUGUCAAUGACGUAUACUCUUGGCGAGGCCAGUGAAUUAUGGACAGAAGUAUAUGAGCCGCUUAAGAAGAGCGGUAGAGCUUCUCGAUAG
This is a messenger RNA of Metarhizium robertsii ARSEF 23, 990 nucleotides long. Its product is annotated as Scavenger mRNA decapping enzyme. The record is from RefSeq and is a predicted model, not a curated record. Gene Ontology annotation, cellular component: nucleus; P-body. Gene Ontology annotation, biological process: deadenylation-dependent decapping of nuclear-transcribed mRNA. The coding region runs from base 1 to 990 and encodes 329 amino acids. Lineage: Eukaryota; Fungi; Ascomycota; Sordariomycetes; Hypocreales; Clavicipitaceae. Gene Ontology annotation, molecular function: RNA 7-methylguanosine cap binding; hydrolase activity. The transcript has 2 exons.